CCUGAGCCCCCCAGACUCCUCCUCCCAGGUAGUGUGGGUCAUGGAGCGCGCUGAGGGAGGAGACGCUGAUGGGGCUCUGGCAGAGGCGGGGCGCCCCGACAUUCCGGGAGCCCCUCCAACAGCCAUUUCAACAUCAGGAGACAUGGGCUCCCAGGAACCCCAAGUUGCUGUCAGCCUUGGUGCUGAGAGCGCUUUGGCCACAUCUGACAGCGGAGGUCCUGGGGACCCAGCGGUUCGUGGUGGCCGUGGGCGAGGCUCCGCGGGGCGUGGCCGUGGGCGAGGCUCCGCGGGGCGUGGCCGUGGACGAGGCUCCACGGGUCGUGGCCGUGGGCGAGGCGCCACGGGGCGUGGGCGAGGCCCUUCGGUCGGUGGGCGUGGGCGAGCACGAGGCCCAGUGGUUCCCGGCGGCGGAGGCGGCAUUCAAGGUCCAGAAGUUCCUGGCUGCGCUCGAGGCCUGGCGGUUCCCGGAGGCCUGGCCGUUCCCGGAGGCCUGGCGGUUCCCGGAGGCCUGGCGGUUCCCGGAGGCCUGGCCGUUCCCGGAGGCCUGGCGGUUCCCGGAGGCCUGGCGGUUCCCGGAGGCCUGGCCGUUCCCGGAGGCCUGGAGGUUCCCGGAGGCCUGGCGGUUCCCGGAGGCCUGGCCGUUCCCGGAGGCCUGGAGGUUCCCGGAGGCCUGGCGGUUCCCGGAGGCCUGGCCGUUCCCGGAGGCCUUCAAGGCCCAGAAGUUCCCGGACGGGCUCGAGGCCCAGCAGUCUCGGGACGGGCUCGAGGCCUAGGCCCGGGGAAACCGCCGCAGGCCUUCUGGUGUUCGGUCUGUUGA
This is a messenger RNA of Peromyscus eremicus (cactus mouse), 817 nucleotides long. Its product is annotated as elastin-like. NCBI's taxonomy places the organism in Eukaryota, Metazoa, Chordata, Mammalia, Rodentia, Cricetidae. The record is from RefSeq and is a predicted model, not a curated record. The coding region runs from base 41 to 817 and encodes 258 amino acids. The transcript is spliced from 2 exons.